Penicillium waksmanii is the source of this 786-nucleotide messenger RNA. RefSeq names its product GNAT family N-acetyltransferase. Gene Ontology annotation, molecular function: acyltransferase activity, transferring groups other than amino-acyl groups. The transcript has a single exon. The record is from RefSeq and is a predicted model, not a curated record. NCBI's taxonomy places the organism in Eukaryota, Fungi, Ascomycota, Eurotiomycetes, Eurotiales, Aspergillaceae. The coding region runs from base 1 to 786 and encodes 261 amino acids.
AUGGCUGCCCCGCACCACCCAUUGGGGCAAGUUGUUCCCAUUCCCAACCCCAUACCAUCAUCAACGGAUCGGCAAGCGAUAGUGGAACGAUACAGAGAUCUGAGGUUACACGGCCUCAAGGUUGAUCCGGAAGCUUUCACUUCACUUUACGAAGACGAAGUCAAAUUUCCAUACAAGACAUGGCAAUCUCGAGUCGAGAACUCGAUUGCCAAGACGCUUGUUGCGAUCGACCCUGAAACAGACCAGAGAGAACAAAUUGAAGACAAAACAUAUGUCGAAAGAUUCGGCAGUAAUUAUGCUACUCAGCGACUCCUGCGACAAGAAUGGUUGGGUAUUGCUACAAUCAUUGGACCUGUUCGCUUCGAGGGACAAAGCGACGAUGCCAUGGUGACAUCCGUGAAGUCACAGCUCCACACUGCUUUUAUCAAAGACGGGCAAUAUCAAAUCCCUGAUCCCUCGACUGUGGAGAACGACGACCUGAGUGAUGCCCAUGCCGUAUUCUUGAUUGUGGGGCUGUUUAUCUUGCCCCAGGCACGGCGGAGGGGAUUGGCAGGUCGCCUGGUAGAAGCAUCUAUCAACUCCAUACGAGAGGAGGCUCGAAGAAAAAAGGUGUCCAAGGCAAGCAUCUCAAUCCAGGUGGCACCGAAAAAUCUUGCAGCACAGGGCCUCUACAAAAAAAUGGGGUUCCAUGUGAGUGAAAAAGCAAUAGUGAUGAACAGUCGGCCGGGAGGGGAAGAAAGGGUGAUAGGGCUGGAGAUGGAGGUCAACCUCGGAUCUGAGUCCUAA